CUGAACACAACCUUCUAUGUAUGUCAAAUAAUAUAUAUUCAACACUUUUUUUUAAAGAGUUAUAUUUCAUUUUAUAACUUGGAAGUACAGUCUUACUAGAUGGGAGAGGCAAGAACUUGUACCGUGGGAGACCCUGUGAGGAACAGGUGCCGCCACCCCUCAUCGAGAAGAAGAGGGUAAAGAUGAAGCAGUACGUGGUCACCAGGCCACUCUACUCAGAGGACGCCUUCGCAGACGUACAUGAGAAGAUCCACAGGCACCAUAAGACCGUGCGGCACCAUGUCAAGCAGUAUUUCACUUGUGACCUCAAGCGCGCUAAGAACGCAAUGCUCUCUCUGCUGCCUUUCAUUGGUUGGAUGAGAAUCUACCAGCUGAAGGAAUGGUUGCUGAGUGAUAUUGUAUCUGGGGUCAGCACUGGACUGGUAGCUGUUCUACAAGGUCUGGCAUACUCCCUGCUGGCCUCCCUCCCUCCAUGGUACGGACUCUUCACUGCCUUCUUCCCAGUGAUCGUCUACUUCUUCCUUGGCACUUCCAGACAUAUCUCAGUAGGGGCGUUCCCUGUUCUGAGCCUCAUGGUGGGUGCAGUGGUGACGAGGCUUGUGCCUGACGAAGGCCCCCCAGUCAACAUCACUGGGUUUGAGGGGCUGACCAGCGAUGAGCAGAGAGUAAUGGUGGCCGCCUCUGUCACCUUCCUCAUGGGGAUAAUGCAGCUGGCCAUGGGUCUGCUGCAGGUAGGCUUCAUCGUCAUGUACCUGUCAGACACGCUGGUGUCUGGGUUCACCACCGCGGCUGCUGUCCACAUCCUGGUGUCCCAGCUGAAGUUUGUGUUGGGCCUGGUGGUACCGGGACUCAGUGGACCGCUGUCGAUCGUUUAUACCCUGGAGAAGAUCUUUGUCCAGAUCGAGAAGACCAACGUGUGUGACCUGGUGACGUCCAUACUGAUCAUGGUGGUGGUGUUCAUAGUGAAGGAGAUCAACGAUAGAUACAAAGCCAAGCUGCCUGUUCCCAUCCCCAUAGAGGUUAUCAUGACUGUCAUCGCUUGUGGCGUUUCCUAUGCAUUCAACUUCCGGGUGAAUUAUAAAGUUGAUGUUGUCGGCCGUAUUCCAGUGGGGUAUGAGUCCCCUAUGGGCCCGAACAUGCAGAUCUUCGGGCAGACUGCUGUUGAGGCGUUCCCUAUGGCCAUAGUGGGCUUUGCUGUAGCCUUCUCUGUCGCCAAGGUCUACUCAGUCAAACACGAUUACAUCAUAGACGGAAAUCAGGAGCUGAUAGCUUUUGGGGCCAGUAACAUCAUUGGAGCAGCCUUUAAGUCAUUUGCAGCAAGCACAGCUCUCUCCAGGAGUGCGGUACAGGAGAGUACAGGUGGUAAAACCCAGAUUGCUGGGCUACUGUCAGCGCUCAUCGUGAUGGUCGUCACCUUGGCUAUCGCGUUCUUAUUGGAGCCACUCCCAAAGUCGGUGCUGGGGGCAGUGGUCAUAGUCAACCUGAAGGGGAUGUUGAUGCAGAUCAGAGAAGUCCCUUACCUGUGGAGGAGAGACCGGCCCGACUGUGUGGUGUGGCUGGUGACCUGCCUGGCUUCCAUCCUGUUGGGGCUGGAUCUGGGGCUGGCUGUAGGCCUAGGGAUCGAGCUGCUCACCGUUGUCUUCAGGGCUCAGUUCCCACGUUGCAGUGUCCUAGCCAAUAUCACAGGAACAGAUAUCUACAAAGACCGCAAGGAUUACAUGAGAAUCUAUGAGCCAGAGGGUGUGAAGAUCUUCAGGAUACCGUCACCCAUCUUCUUUGCCAAUAUAGAUUUUUUCAGAGGCAAGCUGGUGGAAGCUGUGGGCUUUAACCCUUUGAGGGUGUUGAGAAAGAGAAACAAAGCCCUGAGGACGAUCAGGAAACUUCUAAAGAAAGGAGAGCUGCAGAUGACAUCUAAAGGCCUACUGCUCACCAGCUCUGGUCCCAUUGAGGAGUCUGAGGAUGAGAGCAACAUGGAGGAUCUGGACCAGCCCACUGACUUCAAGGACCUUCCUGUCCAGGUGAACUGGAACUCUGAGCUUCCUGCCAACAUCCAUGUCCCCAGAGUAGACGUCCACAGCCUGAUCCUGGACUUCUCAGCCGUCUCCUUCCUCGACAUCUCUGCCCUCAAGGGACUCAAAGCGGCACUCAAAGAGCUCAUUCGGGUUGAAGUUGAGGUCUACAUUGUGGCAUGUGACGCGUACAUCCUGAAGAAACUGCACAGCUGUAUGUUCUUUGACGACGAGGUGAAGUCGUCCAUGUUUUUCCUGACUCUCCACGAUGCCAUGCUGCAUAUCCUGGAGAAACAUCCAGUAGACUCUGAAAACACAAAAGUCUUUGAAAAGGUUAUAACAACAGCCACUAUCCAUGGCAACCAAUGCAAUGGUGUGUCAAGUUUGCGUAGCAGGGACAGAUUUGUACAUGUCUCAGAGUCAGAAACCAAGUUCUAGUUCCAGAACUACACUCUCAGAUGUCAGUAUUUUAAGGGUUCUUCGAUUGUCCCUUUCCACAGAUGGGUCUACAUGGAACCCAAAAGAGGUCUACCUGGAACCAAAAAGGGUUAUAUUUGGAACCAAAAAGGGUUCUCCUGUGGGGAUAGCUGAAGAACCCUUUUGGAACCAUUUUUCUAAGAGUGUAGUGGUGUGUACGGUACUUUCAUUUCCUGGGAUGGCAUGCAUUUCCUGUGAUCGCUGUGCUUUCUGGUGAUAAUUGACAUAAGACACAUGAUACUGUCCAAAAAUGGACACCAUACAGUAACCAUAUGUACACAGGACACCACUUAUUGAGCUAAUAAUUGUACAUAAAAUAUAUUUGAUUUUCUUUUGUACUGUUAAACAGAUACUCUAUGGCAAGUGUUAUGAGAUUUUGAAAGAAAUAUCAGAAAACGUCAUUCAUUUAUUUAUUUUUAAAUAGCUCGACCAUGUUGCAUUUUAUAUGUGUGCAUAGGGAUUUUAUAGGAAUGUUCACUUUGAUGUAUUUUAUGUGUAAAAUAAAUGUACUUCUUAGCGCAAAGUA
Molecule: messenger RNA, 3012 nt
Organism: Oncorhynchus gorbuscha (pink salmon)
Lineage: Eukaryota; Metazoa; Chordata; Actinopteri; Salmoniformes; Salmonidae
Product: chloride anion exchanger-like
Exons: 21
Coding region: 183-2447 (754 amino acids)
Biological process (GO): transmembrane transport
Cellular component (GO): membrane
Molecular function (GO): oxalate transmembrane transporter activity; sulfate transmembrane transporter activity; bicarbonate transmembrane transporter activity
Source: RefSeq, a predicted model, not a curated record